Messenger RNA from Prunus armeniaca (apricot), 5010 nucleotides. NCBI's taxonomy places the organism in Eukaryota, Viridiplantae, Streptophyta, Magnoliopsida, Rosales, Rosaceae. The record is from the annotation of a GenBank genome assembly.
AUGAUUCGAUAUUCUGGUGUCCUAGGUGUUGCUUUGCAUCACCCGAAUCGUUUGCAGACCAGAGAGAUGGCUGGAGCUUUGAUUGGAGAGGCUUUUAUCUCUGCUUCCAUCCAAGUGUUGUGUGACAGAAUUACUUCACGCGAGUUCAUCAACUUAUUUCGGCAGAAGAAACUGGAUCAACCUCUCCUCAUGAAACUGAAGGUGACACUGUUGACCUUGAACGCAGUGCUCAAUGAUGCAGAGGAGAAGCAAAUAGAGAACCCGGCUGUGAGAGAGUGGCUUGACGAGCUCAAGCAUGCUGUCUUUGAUGCGGAGGACUUACUGGAUGAGAUCAACUAUGAAGCUUUGCGAUGCAAGCUCGAAGGUGAAGGUCAAAUCAACAAUUUAACCAAUAAGGUGUGGAACUUCCUAUCUACUUCUCAUAACCAUUUUUAUCAGAGCAUGAAUGUUAAGAUACAAGAGUUAUUACAAAGAUUAGAAGACUUUGUACAGCUGAAAAGUGCUCUUGGUCUGAGAGAAGAUGUUGGGAGGAAGGUUUCACAAAAAACUCCAACAACUUCCUUGGUUCAUGAACCUUGUGUGUACGGUAGAGAUGAAGUCAAAGAAAAUUUAUCAAAAUUGUUGUUAUCCGAUGACGCAAGUAAGGAUGAUGUGGCUGUGAUUGCCAUUGUUGGAAUGGGUGGAGUUGGCAAGACAACCCUUGCUCGAAUGCUUUACAAUGACCGUAAGGUGGAAGAACAUUUUACACUUAAAGCUUGGGCUUGUGUUUCAGAAGACUAUGAUGCUAUUAGGGUAACUAAAACUCUUCUUGAGUCAGUUACCUUAAAACCUUGUACAAUGACAGAUCUAAAUUUGCUUCAAGUUCAACUAAGAGAACAACUGAAGGGAAGAAAAUUUUUAUUUGUGUUGGAUGACAUAUGGAAUGAGAAAUAUACUGAUUGGAAGUGCCUCCAAACUCCUUUUACUUCAGGGGCAAGGGGAAGUAAAGUCAUUGUAACAACAAGGAACAAAAAUGUAGCAUCAUCCAUGCAAAAUGUUCCUAUUCAAUCCCUGGAACCAUUAUCCCAUGAAGAUUGUUGGUUGUUACUUGCAAAACAUGCUUUUGGAAAUGAAAACUCUAGUGCACAUCCAAACUUGGAAGAAAUUGGCAAGCAAAUUGCACGCAAGUGCAAAGGGUUGCCUUUAGCUGCACAAACACUUGGCGGUGUGUUACGGUGCAAACUAGAUUUCGAGGCAUGGAACAGAGUAUUAAAUAGCAGCAUUUGGGAGUUACCUUAUGAGAAAAGUGAUAUUCUUCCUGCUCUAGGAUUGAGUUACCAUUAUCUUCCAGCCAAGUUAAAACGAUGCUUUGUUUAUUGUUCAAUUUUUCCAAAGGACUAUGAAUUCAAUAUAGAAGAUGUGGUUUUUCUUUGGAUGGGAGAAGGUUUAAUUCACCAAGCUGAGGAUGGAAAAAGCCUCGAAGAGGUUGCUAAGGAACAUUUUGAUGAAUUGUUAUCCCGAUCUUUGUUUCAACCGUCGGGGAAAUCAAGUUUCACAAUGCAUGAUCUCAUCAGUGACUUAGCUAUGUUCAUGUCUAAGGGAUUUUGUUCUAGGUUGGAAGUGAGGGAAUCACAUGAAAUAGAAAGAGUUCGUCAUUUGUCAUAUGCAAGGGAAGAAUUUGAUGUUGCUCAUAAAUUUGACCCAUUAAAGGGGGAUAAGUGUUUGCGGACCUUCUUGCCUACCUCUUUGAAUCCAUACGAAAAGUGUUAUCUAAGUAAACAGGUUCUACAAGUUUUGUUGCCAUCACUAAGAUGUUUACGGGUCUUAUCAUUGUCACGUUAUAAGAAUGUCACUGUAUUACCUGAUUCUAUUGAAAAUCUCAUUCACUUGCGAUACUUGGAUCUCUCCUAUACUGCACUUGAAAGGUUACCUGGUGUUCUUUGCGGUCUUUACAAUUUGCAGACGUUAAUAUUGUCACAUUGUUCCUCUCUCGUCGAAUUGCCAUAUAUGAGAAAAUUGAUAAAUUUACAGAAAUUAAUGUUAACAGGCUGCAAGUCUCUUACUAAAUUGCCCGUAGAUAUGAGAGAAUUGAUUAAUUUGCAUCAUCUUGAUGUCAGUGGAACUAAGAUUGUAGAGAUGCCAGUGCAAAUGGGUAGACUAAAAAGUUUGAGAACAUUGGCUGCUUUUGUAGUCGGGAAAUCUACUGGGCCGAGCAUUGGAGAAUUGAGGGAGCUGCCACAGCUUCGAGGAAAGCUUUCAAUAUUGAAACUGCAAAAUGUAGUAGAUGCUAGGGAUGCCUUGCAAGGCAAUUUGAAGGAUAAGAAAGAUCUAAAAGAGUUAAAGUUGGAAUGGAGUGAUGAGGAUGCAGAUGAUUCCCUAAAGGAGAAAGAUGUACUUGACAAGCUCCAACCUUGCGUGAAUUUGGAGAAACUAACCAUUAGAUCCUAUGGUGGAACCCAAUUCCCUAAUUGGUUAGGAGACUCGUCCUUCUCUAACAUACAAGUCAUGUGUCUCAAAGAUUGUAGCUACUGUUGGUUGAUGCCACCAAUUGGGCGGCUACCUGCUCUCAAGAAGCUCAAAAUAAAAAGGAUGAAACUUGUUAAGACGAUUGGUGUUGAGUUCUAUGGAAGAACUGAAGGUUCUCCAAUUCAGCCAUUUCAAUCUCUGGAGAAGCUGCAGUUUGGGGAAAUGGCAGAGUGGGAGGAAUGGGUACCAAGUGGAAGUGGAAGUGGAGGUGAAUAUGGUCCAGACUUUCCUCGUCUCAAGGAGCUGAUUCUAAAAGAUUGUCCGAAGCUUAGAGGAAGCUUGCCCUUGGCUUGUCAUCUGCCUUGCUUGAAGAAGCUUUGGGUGUCUGGGUGUGAGGUUUUACAUGAUCAAAGGGCCACCACUACUACUACUUCUAGUCUUAAAAUGGACUCCUACAAAUCUCUUGAAGAAUUGUUAAUCCACGAAACAGGUCUGUUAUCAUUCCCAGAGAUACUAUUGCCCAACCUCAAUCGUCUUCAACAUUUGAGUCUCUGUGACUGUCCAAACCUGUUGUCGUUCCCUGAAGAUGGUCUACCCACUACGUUGAUAUCACUUGAGAUAGUCAAUUGUAGGAGAUUAGAAUUCCUACCUCAUGAGAUGAUGGCCAAGUUGACCUCGCUUGACAAUUUGCGGAUAUAUUAUAGCUGUGAAUCAAUGAGGUCCUUUCCGUUGGGCUUUUUUCCCAAAUUGACGUCGCUUUACAUUUGGGAGUGUGAGACUCUGGAAUCCCUUUCCGUUGAAGAAGGAGUUGUUGAGAAUCUCAGUCAUCUCAGAACUUUGUAUAUCACAGGCUGUCCAAAGUUGGUGUGUUUUCCCCAGGGAGAAUUGCCCGCUCCCAACUUGAAUGACUUUACAGUCGGUGAAUGCGAGAAUUUGCAGUCAUUGCCCGAACGCAUUCACACCCUCACAGGCCUUCGACAUUUGGGGAUAAGGGGUCUUCCAAAUCUUGAGUCAUUUGCAGAAGAUGGGGGUUUGCCCCCCAAUCUCCGAGUUUUUCGCCUUGAGAAUUGUGAGAGACUGAGGCCUUCAUCAGUGGGAGAGUACUGGGGUUUGCAAGGACUUGUCUCCCUUGAAGAAAUUAGAAUUGGUGGUAGGGGAAGUGGGGAUAUCUUGGAGACGUUGCUUAUGGAACAGCUGCUCCCUACUACACUUCGCACUCUCCGCAUCUGGGGACUUUCAAGUAUGAAAUCUUUGGAUGGUAAGGGACUUGGACACCUCACUUCUCUUCAAAGCCUACAUAUUAGUGGGUGUGACAGUAUCCAAUUCCUGCCAGAAGAGGGUUUGCCGCCAUCUCUUUCUUUCUUGAGAAUCUCCCAAUGUUCUGCCCUGGAGAAAAGGUAUCAGAAUAAGGCUGGAGAAGAUUGGGCCAAGAUAUCUCACAUUCCUUGCAUCAGGAUAAAUGAUGAGCAACGUGUGAAGGCAACCAUGAAUGAUUUCAGAGUCGAUGCUGAUGGUGUAAUCAUAGAUGUCAUCUUAGCUGCUUACUUCACUGUAAACGCCUUUCUCUUGCUCUCUUCUACCAAAAAAGGGAAUGCAGGGAUAGGAAUAGGAGUUAUAGUACCAUUGGAAGAAGGGGCACCUGUGGGAACAUCUCUACUGGCAUACCAUUUCAAUAGUACGGGUGCUGCCGUGCCACAAGGCACAACCAUGGAAAUAAUGAAAAAGAAAAAUGUGCAUUCAUCCCAUUCUUCUUCAACAACGGGGGAAUUUAUACUUGUCGCAUGGUUCAAAGGAGGCACCUUUCCUUUGCCCUAUUUCCCUGGUCCAUCUGCUGCUUCAUUGCCUAGUAGCUUUAUCUAUAUGGUUGCAGCUGCCUUGAGAAAUUUUCCAAUGUUCGGAGGUCAAAGCAACUUGUGUAGUUCCACGCAUGAUUUCAGAGUUCAAGCUGAUGGUGUUGCAAUAUGUGGUGUCGUCAAUGCUCUGCAAAGAGGAGCAGAGCAGACGAAGCAUGUUCAUACAUGGCAUGGCUCAAGACAUCAUCAUUUGAGACUGAAAAUCAGCCUUCAACUGUCUGCUGAGUCAAUAGACUUCUGUAGAGAUCUCAAGUGCAAGGGAAAAUUGAUGGUGGCUAAGUUUCAAUUAUUGUGUGGGAUCAAAGGCUCUGCAGAGAGUUUGCUGACCAUGGUGUUGAAAACAAAGGGUGCUGCGCAUCAAGUACGAGAAAAUCAGGGGGAAUUGCCCGCUCCAAACUUGAAGCCGCUUAUAAUCAUUGAAUGCGACAAUUUGAAGUCAUUGCCUGAACGCAUUCACACCCUCACAGCCCUACGAGAGUUGAGGAUAGAUGGUCUUCCAAAUCUUGUGUCAUUUGCAGAAAGGGGUUUGCCUCCCAACCUCCGACAUUUUAGCAUUCAGAAUUGUGAGGGACUGAGGGUUCUGGUGAGAGAGCACUGGGGUUUGCAACAACUUGUCUCCCUUGAAGAAUUUUAUAUUGGAGGUAGAGCAAGUGAUGAUAUCUUGGAGAUGUUGCUCAAGGAACAGCUGCUCCUACCACUCUUCACACUCUAG